AUGGUGCGGGAGAAGAGAAGUAGCACGUGCCUUACUGAAGACCUCCAGGAGGUCAUCGUACUCAGUGGGAACGGCAGAGACAUCCGAGGCUUUGCUUACAUCCUGUGGGGGACGUCUCAAAGACGGCUGUGUCGCCGACGGGAACAAAGAGAGCUGGAGUUCGAAAAUGAGGGAACUCAGGGAAAGCAAAGCCGGCAGACAUUUAACAACAAAUCGGUUUAUUUUAUAUUGCCACUUAUCACAUACCUUCUCAUCAUCACUGUGAAUCUGCCUCUGAUCAUAACAAUCAUUCAGGAGAAAGGUCUCCAUGAGCCCAUGUAUAUCUUUCUGUGUAGUCUAUGUGUCAAUGGAUUGUAUGGAACUGCUGGUUUCUACCCCAAGUUGUUACUGGACCUUCAGUCAGAUGUUCAGGUGAUAUCUUAUGGUGGAUGUUUCACUCAAGCCUAUGUAAUAUACACAUCUGUCAUGUGUGAACUUUCUACUCUAACAGUGAUGUCUUACGACAGGUAUGUGGCAAUAUGCAGACCACUACUAUAYCAUACCAUUGUGACAUCUUUAACUGUUAGAAAGUUACUCUUAUUUUCUUGGGGUUAUCCUUUAUUUAUAGCACUCAUAGCAGUUAGUUUAGCCGUCAGAAUUCCUUUGUGUGGAUCUCGCAUUGAUAAGAUCUUCUGUGACAUUCCAUCUAUACUGAAACAUGCAUGUUUACCCAUUACAAUCAAUCAGAAUUUGAACAAAUUUGUAAUAGUGGUUCAUGUUUUACAGAUACUUUUCAUUGUAUUUUCUUACUGUAAGAUUGUAAGGACUUGUGUAAAGUCAGCUAAGGGAAGGAUUAAGUUYACACAGACUUGUGUGCCACAUUUAAUAACAAUAUUUAUUUUCGUCACAGUGACCCUGUUUGACAAUUUACAAGGGUGGAAUAAUGUAAAUAGUACGCUAAAUAUGCGUAAUGCAAUGGCUGUACAAUUCCUUGUUAUACCACCUGUCUUAAACCCUAUUAUAUAUGGACUUAACCUCCAGCAGAUUCAAAGGGCAGUUUUUAGAAAGUKGAGAGUUCUGGAGUGGGCAAACGCCGUGUGGGGAGAAGAURACGCGGCGUUGGACCACUUCGAGGAGUUCACCCGUCGCUUCCGGGCCGUCUUCGACCAUCCGCCCGAAGGGAGAGCGGUGGGAGAACGGCUCUUCCAUUUGAGGCAGGGGACUAGGAUCGCCCAGGAAUUCCGGACCUUGGCCGCCGGAGCAGGCUGA
This is a messenger RNA of Salvelinus sp. IW2-2015, 1248 nucleotides long. Its product is annotated as olfactory receptor 6N1-like. Gene Ontology annotation, biological process: detection of chemical stimulus involved in sensory perception of smell; G protein-coupled receptor signaling pathway. The record is from RefSeq and is a predicted model, not a curated record. Gene Ontology annotation, cellular component: membrane. Gene Ontology annotation, molecular function: G protein-coupled receptor activity; olfactory receptor activity; odorant binding. Lineage: Eukaryota; Metazoa; Chordata; Actinopteri; Salmoniformes; Salmonidae.